CGAGAAGUUGGAAAUUGGACGGAAGAGAGAAGGAUGGGAACAGGUUUCUCUGCCAUAGAAGUUGGUCGAUUUUUUAGAGCGCCCUGGACUGGAUUUGCGCUUUAAUAGCUUGUAAUCGGACCCGCCGUGCUCUUGUUCUGCGCCUAUGACUCCUCGCUCCACAUCCACUUCUGCCUUCCCGGCCCGCCUGACUCCUCUCACCUGACUCCGUGUGGAGAAUCAUUUGUCGCUGAGGCCGCUCCGUCACAAUCCGUCCGGAAAAUGAACAGCGAGCUGCCAGCCGCUCGUGCGAACGGAUUCGUCCACAGUGCGCCCUUUUUACCCGAAACUGCUGCGGCGUUAUCCGCCAUGCCGUACAUCCCCCCGCGCAAAUCCACCGCUUCUACUGGCAAUGCUGCCGACUUCAAGCUGAAGCCGUCUCCUACCGCCGCUACCGACGGUUUCCCGUCGGCAUCCCCGACAAACACGAGCACAAUUGGGCCCAAUCAAAUGAGCUACUCGCAGCUGCCGUCCGAUCUGGACCCGAGCCGGUUGCCAGGCCACGUGGCGAUCAUCCUGGAUGGGUACUCGCGGUGGGCGAAGCGGCGGGGGUUGCCCAAGGAGCUGGGGCACCUGGCGGGGGAGAAGUCGCUGAGUGACAUGGUGCGGCGAUGCAGCGACUGGGGCAUCCGCGCGCUGACCGUGUUCGCGUUCUCCACCGAGAACUGGGGCAGGCCUGAGGCGGAGGUUAAUUUUCGCAUGGUGAUGAUGGGCAGGUUGUUAGUCGAGAAGCUGGAUGAGCUGCACAGUCAACGAGCAGCAGUGCGCUUUAUAGGUGACCUAUCACGCCUCAACCCCGACCUGCAACAUAAAAUCGAAACGCUGCAAGACACCACAAGAGACAAUGGCGGACUGCGCGUUUGCGUAUCAUUGAACUACUGUGGCCGCCAAGACAUGGUGCACGCAUGUCGGCGAAUCGCAGAGCGAGUGGCGGCCGGUGAGAUCCAGCCAGACCAGAUCCGAGAGGCUGUUUUCGCCGAAGAGCUGGGAACUAGUUGGCUUGGGCCGGACUUGGCUAACCCUGACCUGCUGAUUAGGACGAGUGGGGAGCAGCGGCUGAGCAACUUCCUCCUGUGACAAUCAGCUUACACAGAGCUUUACUUUUGUGACACUCUCUGGCCAGACUUCGGAGCACCUGAGUUCCAUGCUGCGCUCCUUGAUUUUCAACAGCGAGACCGACGGUUUGGAAAGCGGAAUGAGUCCAGCUGAGAAGGUGGAAUGAGGGGAGUUCCGGGUAGGACAGGACAAGAUACUUGUGUGACGGUAGGAAGUCGUCAUUUGACGUUGACUUAACCUGCUACCCUUUGAAGCUUGUCAUACUACCAAUAUUUGU
Molecule: messenger RNA, 1372 nt
Organism: Closterium sp. NIES-67
Lineage: Eukaryota; Viridiplantae; Streptophyta; Zygnematophyceae; Desmidiales; Closteriaceae
Source: the annotation of a GenBank genome assembly